Molecule: messenger RNA, 693 nt
Organism: Monomorium pharaonis (pharaoh ant)
Lineage: Eukaryota; Metazoa; Arthropoda; Insecta; Hymenoptera; Formicidae
Product: 4-coumarate--CoA ligase-like 2
Exons: 4
Coding region: 1-693 (230 amino acids)
Molecular function (GO): CoA-ligase activity
Source: RefSeq, a predicted model, not a curated record
AUGUCGCCGAGAAAAAUAUUUUUGUUUAACUGUCGGUUCCGACAAGUACUCGAUCUUACCAAGUACGAUCUUUCUUCUCUGAAGAAAGUCUUAUUCAAUGGUUCGACCGUCAAUCGCGAAAUUCACGCAAAUCUCAUCGAGUUGCUGCCAGAUACUUCUAUCAUUCAAGUAUAUAGUUUAACUGAAACAGGAGUAAUAGCUUACCAACGAGAAACCGGAAAGAUUGGAUCCAGCGGUUACGUGGGUAGAAAUGUUCGAUUGAUGAUCACAUCUUUAUAUCCUUCCGCCAAAAUAAUUCCAUUAGGUCCAAACAAAAAUGGACGAGAACUUGGUUUAAGACUGGAGAUAUUAGGCUACUACGAUACGAAUGGUAAUAUUUUCAUCGGACAGGUCAAUCAAAUUUUCAAAUGUAAAAAUAAAAUCAUCUCACCGGCGGAAAUUGAAGCCGUGUUACAAAAUCAUCCGAUGGUUCUCGAAGCCGUUGUAGUGCCAGUGCCGCAUAAUCUUGAAGAUGAAUAUCCAAAAGCAUUUGUUACAAAGGUGCCGAGAAAAGAGGUAUCGGAAGAAGAACUGCAACAAUGGGUAAUAGAAAAAUUGAGGCCGGAUAAAAAGCUUUGUGGUAGCAUAAUAUUCCUUAGCCGAAUGCCACGUAUCUCAAAUGGAAACAUUCAACGGAAGAUAUUUAAUUAUUGA